Molecule: messenger RNA, 5011 nt
Organism: Musca domestica (house fly)
Lineage: Eukaryota; Metazoa; Arthropoda; Insecta; Diptera; Muscidae
Product: anion exchange protein 3-like
Exons: 15
Coding region: 557-4315 (1252 amino acids)
Biological process (GO): transmembrane transport; monoatomic anion transport; regulation of intracellular pH
Cellular component (GO): plasma membrane
Molecular function (GO): solute:inorganic anion antiporter activity; monoatomic anion transmembrane transporter activity
Source: RefSeq, a predicted model, not a curated record
UAACUCUGCUACUGUCUGUCUAUCCGCUUGUCUGCUGUGGUGUCUAUAUCGUGUGGCUGACUUGAUGGUGCAUAAAUCGCCGUGUGUUCUUUAGCAACAAGUUCAUAUCGAUUUUAACAUUCGUGCGGUUAUAAUCGAUACUUCUUGUUUGCCGUCCGCUUGCUUCGCUGUUGUAGUUGUUGUAGUUAUUUUUGUUUUGUUUCGCUUAGUGUAUCCUUCUAUCCUUAAUUUAUUCAAUUUUGUUGUUAUUCGCAAUACAUUAUCUUAUACAUACAUAUUCAUAAGGCGUGAAGUGUGGCGUUGACUCAAUUCGGUCCGUGUUGGUGUGAAAUUGUGCGACACAAUCACUUGUGGCGCUGUAAAGUGAAAAAGUGAAACAAAAAAAUACAAAAAGGACUUUAAUAAUUAAAGGCCAUCAAGAAAAGGAGUAGACAAAUAAAACAAUGCAAUAAAUGGUUGUUUGCAUUUGAAUUAAACGUUAUAAUUUUUGGAAUUAUUCAGAAAAGCCUCAAUCUCAUAGCAGCAACAUAAAGAGGAGAAGGAAGACUCCAUCAAAAUGAGUUUCAGUGGCCAGGGUUCCUCUGGUGACAGUAAUGUCCGAAAACUGUCGUUUUUGGGAUUUAGUACGAAAAAGUCAAGUGGCAAUGAAGAUCCCAAUGAAGUUCAUUUGGACUCGGAAAUGGAAAAAGUUUUCGCUGGUCCAUCUGCCCUUAAAGAAAAAUUUGAUGUAACCACAUUUCAGGAUUCCGUUCAUCCAAUACCCGGUAGCUUUAAAAAUAUUAAUAGUGCCAAUCGUAAAAAUUUACCAGGAGAAUUAAAUAUAGAAGAACAAAACGAAUACGAACAGGGUAACGAAGCAACAAAUGCCCAAAAUUACGAUGAUAUCCCCGAAGAUUAUCCAUUAGUUUCAGAACGUGCGGGUCAUGGAGAUCAUUCGGAUAAUUCCACAGAUGAAAAACGUGUGCAAUUUGGUAAAAAGAAAGCAUCAGUUGUUACACCGCCCAGUCUAAGUUAUGAUGAACAACCCAACGACAAUAUACACGAACGUAAAAGAAGAAAAAGUCGAAUACAGUAUUAUAGACAACGGAAAUUUUCCCAUCAAGACAGCGUGGAAGCCAAAAAAGUCACCGAAGAAAACGGCGAUGCCGGUAAUCACAAAAUAUCAGCACCGGAAGACGCGUCACUGGAGGAGGCGGAUCUUAAUGAAUUAAGAUCACAUCGUUCGGAUGAUCCUCGGGCAUUGAGAAGGCACAAAAUUCAUCAUUCAUCCAUUAAAUUAAGGGAAUUGCCACAAAUAAGUGUGGCCGGAUUACAGCAGCAAGCUAAAAAGGAAUUCGAUCACAGUCCACAUGAAAUUUUUGUACAGCUUGAUGAGCUUAUGGGAUCCGGUGAGGAUCGUGAGUGGAAAGAAACGGCACGUUGGAUCAAAUACGAAGAAGAUGUUCAAGAGGGCUCUGAUCGCUGGGGCAAAGCUCAUGUGUCUUCACUUUCAUUUCAUUCAUUGCUUAAUUUGCGUCGUUGUCUUGAAACAGGUGUUGUGCUUUUGGAUUUAAACGAAAAAGACUUGCCAGCUGUUGCAUAUCGCGUUGUUGAACAAAUGGUUGUUGAUGACUUAAUCCACACAGAUGACAAACCGGCCGUAUUGCGUUCUCUACUUUUGCGCCAUCGUCAUGUCAACGAACACCAAAGUGGUUUUCCUUUUACCAAACGAAAGUACAAUAGCUACACAAGUUUACAGUUGCUUUUAUUGGGAAGUGAAAAUAAUAACCAACAACAAUUGCAGUUGCAACAACGAAUUCGAAUAAAUGCAUCCAACGCACCGGCACGUCGUUCAAUCUGUGAAACACUGAGUGCACCUCCAGCGACAGCAGUCACUAUUGAGGCAUCCUGCCGUAGACAUUCCACACUGUCCUACAUGGGUAAUCUUUCCGGUGAUGAUAAGAAAAUUAAAAUUAUGCCCGCCCUAGAAAUUGGAGGCAGCAAGAAAAGCAAUGAUUUGAAAAUUGAUAUGAAGGACGAUAUGUACUCAUCGUCACAGGAAGACCUUAAGAAACUACAAAAUGAUACCAUCCUCAAGAGGAUUCCUCAGGGAGCAGAAGCCACAACGGUCUUGGUGGGUGCUGUUGAUUUCUUGGAACAACCAACCAUUGCCUUCCUGCGUUUGGCAGAAGGUGUUCCAAUGCCAAGUCUAACAGAGGUACCCAUUCCCGUUCGUUUCAUGUUCAUUCUGUUGGGACCACCCAAUUAUGACUUGGAUUAUCAUGAAGUGGGUCGUGCCAUUGCCACUCUCAUGGCCAACGAAUCAUUCCACGGCAUUGCCUAUACAGCCGAUGAUAGAAAAGAUUUACUCUCGGCCAUAAAUGAAUUCUUGGAUGAUUCGAUUGUUUUGCCACCGGGUAAUUGGGACCGUCAUGACUUGUUGCCAUUCGAAGAGCUGAAAGCCAAGAAAGACUGGAUUCGUUCGCGUAAGACCAAGGCUCUCCAGAACAAGAAAGAGCAAAAAGAAAAGCAAAUCAAUAACAUCGGCACUGAUCUAAUAAGUGCUUUGGUCGAGAAGAAACCGGAUGAUGACGAUGAUGAUGAAAAGAAAAAGCCAAGUCCCUUGGAAAAAACUCAUCGCUUGUGGGGUGGUCUACGUAACGAUUUAAAGCGUCGCUUGCCCAUGUAUCGCAGUGAUAUUCUGGAUGGUCUGAACACUGAAACUUUGGCCGCAACGAUAUUCAUGUAUUUUGCAUGUCUCUCUACGGCCAUUACCUUUGGUGGUUUGGCUUCGGACAAGACCCACAAUUUGAUUGGUAUAUCGGAGACGCUGUUGAGCGCAUCCGUUGUAGGUGUUAUAUUCCACUCCCUGGCUGGUCAACCUUUGGUAAUUAUUGGAACAACGGGACCGCUAUUGCUGUUCGAUGAGGCCCUAAAUAACUUUUGUAAGGAAAAUGGAAUAAGCUUUUUAACCAUACGAGCCUAUAUUGGCAUAUGGUUGGCAGUUAUCUCAAUUUUGGUCUCGGCAUUCGAGGGAAGCGUUUAUGUACGUCUCCUGACUCGUUUCACACAGGAAAUAUUCUCGGCUCUUAUCACGCUGAUUUAUAUUGUGGAGACCAUUAUGAAACUUGUAUCGGUGUAUAAGAAACAUCCCCUCCUGGCUGAUUAUAAUUUACCACCUCCGACAAUGGUCGGUUCUUCCGCCUUGGAUAGGGGCAAUGAAACCGUCUUGGGUUUGGAAGAUUCAUCCAGCUUGGAAGGAGCAAAUUUGACAACGAAUGCCAACACAACAGUGGAUUAUGGAUCUCUUUCUCCCUUGAAUAUGCCCAAUACGGCGUUAUUUUGUACCAUCCUCACAUUGGGCACCUUUACAGUGGCCUACUAUCUGAAGCUGUUCCGUAACUCACACUUUUUGGGACGUAAUGCCCGUCGUGCCCUGGGUGAUUUUGGUGUACCAAUUUCCAUAACGAUAUUUGUUAUGGUUGACUAUUUCAUUCCGCAAGUCUACACCGAGAAGUUAAGUGUACCCGAGGGCAUUUCACCCAGUGAUCCUGUUAAUCGCGGUUGGCUGGUUAGUUUGGGUCCCGUUGAAACCUGGUUGCCAUUCAUGGCUGGCAUUCCCGCCCUCUUAGUAUACAUUCUCAUUUUCAUGGAAUCACACAUAUCCGAAUUGAUUGUUGAUAAACCAGAAAGAGGAUUAAAGAAAGGAUCUGGUCUGCAUUUUGACAUUGUCCUUCUGUGUUGUCUGAAUAUGCUUUGCGGAUUCUUUGGCAUGCCAUGGCAUUGUGCUGCAACUGUGCGUUCGGUGGCUCAUGUCUCUGCCCUUACUAUCAUGUCGAGAACCCAUGCUCCCGGUGAAUCUCCGAGAAUUAUUGAUGUCAAAGAGCAACGGCUAUCUGGCUUCUUUGUAUCCCUGAUGAUUGGUUUGUCUGUUACCAUGGCACCCUUGUUGCGUCUCAUUCCUAUGGCUGUGCUGUUUGGUGUGUUCCUUUAUAUGGGCGUUGCUUCGAUGAGUGGUGUCCAGUUCUUUGAUAGAGUGAGAUUAUUCUUUAUGCCCGUAAAACAUUAUCCGCCAACGCCGUACGUUAAGAAAGUUCCUACCUGGAAAAUGCACCUGUUUACGACCAUACAAGUUUUAUGUCUGGUUGUACUGUGGGCUGUGAAAUCCUCAAAGAUAUCGUUGGCGUUCCCCUUCUUUUUGGUAAUGAUGGUACCGAUUCGUAUGAAAUUAGCAGCAAUGUAUAAGCCUCAUGAAAUUGCAGCGCUGGACGGAAGUGAAGCCCAGGCCGAUGAAGAUGAACCCGAUUUCUAUGAAGAGGCAACCAUUCCAGCCUAGAUAUAUUUUAUUGUUAAAACUCCUCAUAAAUCCCUUCGACUAGAACUAGAAAAAUGCACAAAUUUUGUUGUUAUUGUUGGUAAUUUCGACAAACACUUUAAGAGAAAAUAAAAGAAAACAAACAAAAGAAAUUACAAAAUAAAUAAUUUAUUGUUAAAUUCUCGAGAAAACUAUUAGAAUGAAACUCUACGAGUAUGUGAAAUACUGGUUGCAAUUGCAACAUGUUUUAGCCUAAAUGUAAUUAAGUACUUACAUCUGUUAGCAUGUACUAAAUAUAGAUAAACAAAUUUCAAUUAUUCACACAAAAUACACUCACACACACACACUUAAAUCUUUUUAAAACUGUAAAAUUAGCACCCCUAAAUUCAAAACAAAAGAAAUAACUAAAAUAUUUUAAUAAAUCUUGUUAUUACAAAUGUAAACUUCAAAAGAAAAGUAAAAAAAUAACUUAAAAAAAUUAAACUUUGUGAGCUUUAUUACUAAAAGUAUUAAAUCUAUGUAUGUAAAAUUAUAAGAAAUAAUUUUAAUAUCUUUAAAGCAUAACGAGCAACCAUUGUAAAUUUACACAUAAAUACGUACUUACUGUAAAUCGUUUAUGUUUUGUAUUUAGGUUUUUGUUUCCUCUAUGUAUAAAUUCCUAUUUAUUUGUUAUAUAUAUGUAAAAAAAAUAAUAGUCGCAAACAAUACUUAAUAAAA